Messenger RNA from Neogale vison (American mink), 1959 nucleotides. Its product is annotated as keratin-associated protein 10-7-like. The record is from RefSeq and is a predicted model, not a curated record. NCBI's taxonomy places the organism in Eukaryota, Metazoa, Chordata, Mammalia, Carnivora, Mustelidae. Gene Ontology annotation, cellular component: keratin filament. The coding region runs from base 1 to 1959 and encodes 652 amino acids. The transcript is spliced from 7 exons.
AUGGCCACGUCUACCCUGUCCCUCUGUUCUAGCAACCAGAGCUACGGCAGCCAUGUUUGCCUGCCUGGCUCCUGUGACUCCUGCCCCGACUCCUCCUGGAGACAGGUGGACGACUGCCCAGGGAGCUGCUACGAACCCCCCUGCUCAUCCCCCACCUGCUGUGCCCCCACCUGCUACGAGCCCACCUAUCGCGUCCCCACCUGCUGUGAGCCCCCCACGUGCUGUGCCCCCAGCUGCUCCUACACUAGCUCCUGCCAGCCCUCCUGCUGCAGCUCCUCCCCGUGCCAGGAAGGCUGCUGUGUGUCUGUCUGCUGCACCCCUGUUUGCUGCAAGCCCGUAUGCUCUGGGCCUUCUCCCUGCUCAGCCCCUCCUGCCACCAAAAAGGUCAGCCUCGGCAGCACCGUGGGGCCCUGCUGCCAGGCGGCCGGCAUGGAGGCUGGGGGUGCAGGGAAACCUCUGGCAGGAGGGGAAGCUGAUAGCUGCGGACUCCAGCGGAGGCAGCAAGAUGCAGACCGUUCUCAAUACUCGUCAAACGUGUCCUCACGCGACAUCACCGUCAUCCUGACAUCUGAGCAGCUGUUCACAGCAAUUCAAGGCCUGAUGGUUUCUCAGUUUACAGGGAAGGCCCCGCACCAGGUCUCCGUGUCCCUUCCAGGCGCAGUCCAGACCUAUCAGCUGGCCCCGGGAAGACGGGCCCAUCAGCAGCAGGACUUCUGGGCGGAGGCGGGCACACAGCAGGCCUGGCGGGAGCCCACAGGGCGGCAGAGCAGGGACACGCAGGAGGCUCGGCGGCAGCAGCUGGGCUGGCAGGAGGAGGAAAGGGCACAGCAGGAGGAGGCGGGCACGCAGCAGGCGGGCCUGCACACGGGGCGGCAGAGCAGGGACACACAGGAGGACGGUCUGCAGCAGGACGAGGAGCAGGGGCUGGGCUGGCAGCAGGAGGGAGCCGAGCAGAGGGAGGGCCCAGAGCAGACAGGGGUGCAGCAGAUGGGCUUACAGCAGACAGGGGUACAGCAGACGGGCUUGCAGCAGACAGGGGUGCAGCAGACGGGCUUGCAGAAGACAGGGCCCCACCGCCCCACCAUGGCCGCGUCCACCCUGUCCGUCUGCUCCAGUGACCUGAGCUACGGCAGCCGCGUCUGCCUGCCUGGCUCCUGUGACUCCUGCCCCGACUCCCCCUGGCAGGUGGACGACUGUCCAGAGAGCUGCUGUGAGCCCCCUUGCUGUGCCCCCUCCUGCUGUGCCCCCACCUGCUGUGAGCCUGCCCCCUCCUGCCUGACCCUCAUCUGCACCCCUGCGAGCUGCGGGUCCAGCCCCUGCCAACCAGCCUGCACCAGCUCCUGCCAGCCCUCCUGCUGCAGCUCCUCCCCCUGCCAGGAAGACUGCUGUGUGUCUGUCUGCUGCAAGCCCGUCUGCUGCACCCCUGUCUGCUGCAAGCCCGUCUGUUGCACCCCUGUCUGCUGCACCCCUGUCUGCUGCACCCCUGUCUGCUGUGAGGCCUCCCCCUGCUCAGUCUCUUCAUGCUGCCAGCAGUCUAGCUGCCAGCCCUCCUGCUGCAGCUCCUCCCCCUGCCAGGAAGACUGCUGCCAGCCUGUCUGCUGCACCCCUGUCUGCUGCAAGCCCGUCUGCUGCACCCCGGUCUGCUGCAAGCCCAUCUGCUGCACCCCUGUCUGCUGUAAGCCCGUCUGCUGCACCCCUGUCUGCUCCGGGCCCUCCUCCUGCUGCCAGCCCAGCCCCUGCUCCUCGUCCUGCUGCAGACCAUCCUCCUGCAUGUCCCUGCUCUGCCGCCCCGUGUGCAGGCCCGCCUGCUGCGUGCCCGCCUCCUCCUGCUGUGCCCCCACCUCCUCUUGCCAGCCCAGCUGCUGCCGCCGGGCCUCCUGCGUGUCCCUGCUCUGCCGCCCUGUGGGCUCCCGCCAGGCCUGCUGUGUGCCCGCCUCAGCCCAGAAGUCCUGCUGCUGA